AUGCGCUACUGUUUCCUCUCUCCUGUCCUGUCUCCUUCCCUUCUAGCAGUUGGCCAAAAGGCACCACCUUUCCCUUCGCCCGCAGACUUCUCCGAUCCGCAACCAAACCAAAUUCCACGACAUUUCCUCAAGCGGUUUCUUCAAGAAACCUGGAUCAAUCCAACCUUCAAUCGCACAUUCGGUGGGAUCUCCCUUGAGUUGCAAUGGAAGAGGGGACCACGGAAUCCGGAUCAUUCUCCCGCUCUUCGUCCUUCUUCAGAAGUACUAGAACUUGCAGAUCCUGAUAGCAAUGUCAUUGACCCUGACCCUUGUGACCAAGUGCCAGAAGGAAUCCUUUGGGAGAGGCUUGGGAGGGUUUCCAUGAUGGAUAUUGAGUCAAGUAACUUCAGUUGGAGUUCUCUCACCUCACUGCACCAUACAAAACAUACGGCUACAAGUACUGAUCCAUCUGAGGAUGACGUUAGCAGAAGUUUUGAGGUGACAGUAAAUUCGGGGGGCGUUGUUUUUAUUGCAUUAUUGAAAGCUAUUGAAAAUGUUGACCUUCCAUCCAAGGAAACAACUGCAGUCAUUAAAAUAGCACCUUCAAGGAUGGCCACGCAGUCUGAACGCUUUGGGUACAAACUCGCUAAAUGGCUUGGAGUGAGAACUCCUCAAGGCAGAGUCAUUCAUAGCUCGUCAUCUGAAUGGCAACAAAUCAAGGAUGCAGUUGAAAAUGCUCGACAUGCAUCAAUAGCUGCUGGUGAUGAACUUGAGGAGAUGAUUUGUGCCGAGAUGCUAGAAGCCCUUGAAUUGAGUCGUUGCCUAUUUCUGAUGAAUUAUGUACAUGGCUCCCCUCUGCUAGAGAAUCUAAUGCCAUUUGAGUCACGGCAAGCUGCUGAAAAAACUGCUGAAGCAUUAGGGAGGGUCUUAAUCCUGGACCUCGUAUUGAGGAAUGAGGAUAGACUGCGAUGCCGUCCCCUUGGCUGGCGUGGAAAUUAUGCAAAUCUACUUGUCGCCAACAGGGAAGCUUAUGCAAACCUUGACUCACUAGAUGAUGUUUAUGAUUCUGCUAUCAUUCGAUACAAGCCAGAGAUCAUCAGAAGCCCUCAGAAACAGAAGCAGAGAAGAGCUAUUUCAAUUAGUGGCAGUAUGGGCUCAGAUGUCUCUGACCUCAUAUUGGAGGACUCUUAUGCUUCUAGUGGGCAUGAGUUUUCUAGCUUUAAUAUUGUAGCCAUUGAUUCAGGUGUACCACGCAGGCCACCUGCCAGUAAGCGGGCAAAAGAUCAGGAGAGCUACCCCAAACUAGUGGAAUUAACACUGAACAACUUCGACUAUUCUUCCAAACUUCUGUUUGAGGUGUCCUUCGGAAAACCUGGCAUCCCAGGACAUGAAGAAUUUGAUGUAUCAUCUGAUUAUAGCUAUAAUUCUCCUCUCUCUGAGAGUGAUAUGGUAGCAACAGUGCAUUCAUUCCGAGGAGGUUUUCGUAGUGCUCUGAGAGACCUUCAGCGAUUCCAUAUUUUCCUCAUCACACUCUAUCAGAAGCUGGAUGGUCUAUUGAAAAAUUUCUUCAAUCUUAUGUAUAAAUGCUCCAAUGAAUAUGCUAGGGAGGAUGCUGGUACUUCUGAUUCACCAUUGUGUUCAGUGGAAUCACAAGCAGAUUCAAAUGAUACUGAUGUUCCAAGGAAUCUGCGUAAGCCUUCCCGAACCUUAUCCCGUGACAAUCUAGACCUAUCAUCUCCUUCCUGUCGAGAGAGCUUUAUCAGCAAACAUUUCAAAGGAAAUGGUGAUGCCUCCCGUGGUCUUCGGUUGACAAUGAAGCUGCGAGAUUUUAACAAGUAUGCCAAGGUAGACAGUGAAUUAAGCAAAGAGAGAGAACAAUGGAAUGACAUGCUGAGGACUGAAGUAGUAAAGUUGUGUCAAGACAACAAUUUUCACACAGGCUUUUUUGAAGGCACUGAUAAUAGCACUGCUGUUGAUGCUUACGAGUUGAAGGUUCGACUUGAGCACAUUCUCGAGAGGAUAUCUUUGAUCUCUGAUGCUGCAAGCACUGAGCGUCCAUCACAGAUCACAGAUUACCUGUAUAUUGGUGGUGCUCUAGCUGCUCGGUCAACACACACACUUAAGCACCUUGGCAUCACCCAUAUAUUGUGCUUGUGUACAAAUGAAAUUGGACAGUCAGAAUCACAGAAGCCUGACCUUUUUGAGUAUAGGAAUUUCUCGAUCAAGGAUGAUGACAAUGCAGACAUUGGUGAUCUCUUUCAAGAUGGUUCUGAUUUUAUCGAUUACGUGGAUCACUUGCGUGGCAAAGUACUUGUGCAUUGCUUUGAGGGAAAAAGUCGUAGUGCGACUGUUGUUCUUGCCGCUGAGGAAAAAAUGUACUCUCCUGGAAGCAUGGAACAUGCUGAAGAAGUGCACCGACGUGCGCAUCCCAAUGAUGGGUUUGCUAAGGUCUUGCUGGAUCUUGACAAGAAACUGCACGGGAAAAUCUCCAUGGAAUGGCAACACAAGAGGCCAGCGAUGAAGAAGGCGCACAAGAAGAUAUCCUCUGGGAGCGUAGACAGUGCAAUGACUCUGGAGAUACAAAAAGCAAUAGAGGCAAUCAAAGCUGGCUGGAGCGGCAGUGACAGCCCAGCGCAUAAAUCACAAUCACACAUCGAAGGAUUUUGA
Molecule: messenger RNA, 2646 nt
Organism: Miscanthus lutarioriparius
Lineage: Eukaryota; Viridiplantae; Streptophyta; Magnoliopsida; Poales; Poaceae
Source: the annotation of a GenBank genome assembly